UGAGAGAGUGAAGAAAGAAUAGAAUUUGGCAAUUGGCAUGUCGGAGCUUGACGGUAUAGAGCUCUCCCUGGACGAUUUCAACUCUUCACUCCCCUUGAAGAAGGUCCCUUACGGCGACGUUUUCGAGGCCUCCCGCGCCGGCGACGUCGACCGCCUUCGUUACUUAUUGGACUCCGGUGUCAACGUCAACGCCCGUGACCAAUGGGACUCCGUCGCACUCUACUACGCCUGCCUCGCCGGCCAUCUCGACGCCGCCCGUAUGCUUCUCGAGUCCGGCGCCAUCUGCUCUGAGCACACCUUCGACGGCGACCGCUGCCACUACGCCGCCCUCAAUCUCAAGGUCCGUAAAUUGCUCAAGUCCUUCGAGGCCCGACCUCCCCCUCUCCAACCCUUGCAGGCUUCUCUCAGAGACACUUUCUUCGCCUGCAAUUGCAAAUCCAACCACCCCCAAUUCUACGCCAACAAUCAUCAUCAUCUAAUUAAUCCUCUUUCGCAAGGCGUAGGUAAUACAUCAUCAAAUGGUGGAGAAUCCAGUUCGAGCUACUCUCCCCCUGAUAUUGUAUUUUAUGUGCACGGAAGACCCCUCGAAGCUCACAGACUCAUCUUGGCUGCCCGAUCCCCAUUCUUCAAGCAAAAAUUCGAGACUGAUUGGAGAGAGAGGAAGGAAGUGCGAUUCUCGCGCGAAAGGCUUUCUUAUCCUUCACUCUUUAGCCUUUUCCACUUCUUUUAUUCCGAUAGGCUUGAGGUCGCCGUUGAAGACAUGGAAGAUCUCGCUAGAAUUUGCCGUGUUUGCAAGUGCCAUUCUCUCCAAAUUCUUGUUGAGAAAGAAAUAGUUCAUCAACGACACGCAGAGUACAAAUCCCUUAGAGAUAUAGAAAACUCUCAGAAGAGGUUCAUCUUGCAGGGAAUCUCCCUUCCUGAAGAAGAUCGUCUCCCUGCUGCAUUGAGUCGAUCCCUCCAAAUCUCUCUUUCCAAUUCCUCCAGAGGAAAUAAUCUAGAUAUUGUAUCUCUUGUUGGUUCACUCCAAGUCCAAACGAGUGAUUUGGAAGAUGAUCUAGCUGAUGUUUGUGUGAGGGUCGAGGAUAAAAUAUUUCGAUGCCAUCAAGUUAUCUUAGCAUCAAGAUCUGAAUAUUUCAGGGCAAGAUUGUCCCGAAUGAAAGAUUUUCUUCAAGGAAGAGAAGACUCCUUAUUACCUGACCCUACUCUUCCAUGUCUUGAAGAACAUGACCUGAGCAAAGAGGCUUUUCAGAAAAUGAUUGAAUACAUGUAUACUGAUGGUCUGACUGACAUAGACCCUGAUCAGGCUGAAGAAAUGUUUGAUGCUGCUUCAAGAUAUCUAUUAUUUCCUCUUAAACGUGCAGUAGCUGAUGCUCUUCUACCCCAACUAGAAAUGGUUUCUCUUGCAGAAUUAUGUCAUUGGUUGCUAUUAUCUGACAUGUAUGGGGUCUCCAAGAUUCGCGAAUAUUGUCUAGAUGCAAUGGCGUGCAACUUUGAGACUUUUGCUGAAACACCGCAGUUUCGGGCAAUGCUUUUGGCUUUGCCACCUCCUUCUGGAGAUUCUUCGCUUCGAACAACGGCCCCAAGUGCUCCUGGAGCUGAGGCAAAUACAACUGAAGGAAAUGUCCUCGAUGAUUUGAGAGAGAAAUGGCUUGAGGCUGAAGGUGAUGAACUUGACAAGAGGGACGAAAGUGCACUGCUUUUUGACAAGCGACUUGAGAUGCUCAUGCUUAUGGCUGAGCAGGAGAAAAUCUCUUGAAUCUUCUUCUGGAAGGAUCUACUCAUACUUUUCUUUUCGUUUGCAAUAUGCAUUUGGUUCGCAGUUUUUUUGUAGUGAAAUGGAAAAAUAAGUAAUGAACUCACCACCAAGGCAAUUCUGACCAUAGCUAUCAAAUUUUAUUCCAUGAUCACAAAAUAUUGUUUUUAUUGUACAAAGGAAAUACAGUAUAUUUGUUCUCUA
Molecule: messenger RNA, 1957 nt
Organism: Erythranthe guttata (spotted monkey flower)
Lineage: Eukaryota; Viridiplantae; Streptophyta; Magnoliopsida; Lamiales; Phrymaceae
Product: ankyrin repeat family protein
Cellular component (GO): ubiquitin ligase complex; cytoplasm
Molecular function (GO): protein binding
Source: RefSeq, a predicted model, not a curated record